UAGCUACACUUGCUUUACACUGCAUGCAUUACAGGGUUUGGUUUAACCAAGGAGGGGCGCGGCGACAGCGGCCGCAGCCCAGUUCGCAAAGCACAAUGGGAUCUCGUUAGAACUGUUUUGUAAACAUGGCGGCUGUAUGCAAUCUAUCAGCCGAGUAGCAGGUCAGUCGUUUUACACCAGCUAUUACGCUAUGGCAUCGAAGUCUUUUUGUCUGAUCUUUCCUCGGAAUUCAAAGUGAUCUGGUUUUCCCGUCAGCAACUCAUACAACGCUUGUAUCAUGGAUUUCUACGUGGAUUACAGCUGCAAGAACAACAAAGAAACGGGCAGAACCAAGCUUUCUGUUUCUGACUUCGAUACCACAAGCAUCAGAGAUGUAAAGUACGCUAUUCAGGCCGCCAUUCAAGCACCAGUUUGCGAUCAACAGCUGUUUUAUCAGGGACAACCGAUAACAGACGAUGACAUGACUCUCGGCAGAUUGUAUUUCCGGGAGGGUGACUGUUUUAAAGUACAAUUUCUUGCUGUAGCGGAUAUACCAGGCAUGAGUGAUCUACUGGAAGUGUUGAAGAACACCGCUCAAAAAAUUAUUGUCGAAAAGCUACAAAGACAGCUACCCAACAUAGAAGACGAUUCUUCUAGCUUAUGGGGGUUUUAUGACCGUCUAGUUUAUACAGUGGAAGGACUCGCCUCAUUUUUCUUCCCGUGGAAAUGUUUGAGAUCCGUCGCACAGAGGCACUUUUUCGUCCAGGAGGGAGGAUUUGACGCUUUCUUGGAGUUGUUCAAAUUUUCUAGGCAACUGUACACAGUUGAACACCUCGAAGAUGAUUUGAAUGUAAAUGAAAAUUCAGUGGAAGCUACCAUGAUUCAAAAUCAACUCAAACACCACUUUAACGAGGGACAACUUGUUCUUCAGUUGUGUUGUCUCAGCUUUUUGUGGAACUUUGGUGAGACACCUCAGGAUCGGAAGUUUGUCUUAUCAAAGGAUGUCUUUCCCCUAGCAAUUGAUGCACUGUUACUUCAGCCACAUCCCCUUGAAGAUUUUACUGGCCACGUUGACAUAGCUAGCAUGAUAGUUAGUGUAAAUGAAACAGCAAUUGGAUGCUGUGGAGGAUUGAUAGAGUUUGAUUCCAACAUCCAGGAGGAGGCAUCCAAAAUGCAAUCACUGAUUGACAAGUUACUGUUUAUGAUAGACAGGUGCCAAUCAGAUCCUGCAGGAUAUUCACUUUUCUCAAGCCAGGUUGCUUCUAACACUAUAUUUUACUGCACAUUUAAUGUCAAAUCUGCCCAACCAUUGGUGGAUUGUGGAGCACUGGGAAAAAUGCUUAAUAUCACAAAGAAGCUUCUUAAUGAUAAGGACAGCAAUACACCUCUAAGGUACUACUGUUGUCUGUUCCUGGCUAGACUGCAUUCAGCUCCUCUGGUGAAGCUGGACAGAGACACUUGUGCUGCUAUAGAUGAACUUAUUGAUGUGUUCCUAGAACUGCAUGUCCCCAAUGAGAUCUCAAAAUGGGAGGAAGAGAUGUCUUUUGUGUGGAUGACAAUGGUGCCACUGGUUCAUCUUGCCUUUGCUGCAGGAAAGGAAUAUUACUGUAACCAAAUUUAUGGCUCAAAAUGUGAUAUUUCACAAAGUGAAAGGAAACAAUCAGAAACUGUGAAAAGUGAGGUGGCUGAGGAUCACACGAAGGAACUGCAAAGUAGUUUGUGUCCUUUAUUAAAUUCUUACAACAGGGUAGGAAAUCGUGAAACAAGUUACAAGCGCAAGAAGAUUGAAGAUAAUACAAGUAUGGAAAUUGAAACUUCAGUGUCUGGGGACAAAAACUUUCUGGCGCCAGGCAUGAAAGACCAAUUCACAUGGCCAGGUUCCGUAACAACACAAAAACUUGGAAUCUUUUCCUUGAUGCACAUGCUUUCACUCAAAGAGAACCAGCAGUUGGCACUAACAGAGAAUCUCCUUCCAUACUUGGUGUGUCUGUCAUGGUGCCUAAAGGAUAAUGAGAGGGGAAAAUUAACAACCAGUCUGGCACACUGUCACAAUGUGUCAUGGCCUCCUUCUUUGAAAGUCAUUGCCAAAUCUGUCCUUGCUCUUGUUUAUGGCUUAGACAUGGUUUUCAAACUAUGAACAGCCCAGCGUAUAGGAAAAUGGUGACAGACCAUCUGAUAUUUCCAAGGAAACCUGCAUUUCUUUUCCCAUCCAUUAAUUAAACAAAAUUGAUCGGUUAUGUCAAGCAAUCAGGAAUUAAAUUGUUAUAUUAUUA
Messenger RNA from Orbicella faveolata, 2252 nucleotides. RefSeq lists its product as uncharacterized. The record is from RefSeq and is a predicted model, not a curated record. Gene Ontology annotation, molecular function: protein binding. NCBI's taxonomy places the organism in Eukaryota, Metazoa, Cnidaria, Anthozoa, Scleractinia, Merulinidae.